CUGUCGUGGAAGGUGUGGCAUGCUCACUUGGCGGUCGUGGCCCUCAUGCAUCGGUUGACAGGCGGCAGCGUUCGCUUCCUCGCGCACCGCGCUUUGUCGCCGUGCUCUCAUUCUGUAUCACGCGCGCUGCACCAUUUGGUACCGCAUAACCCGUUUGAACUCAAAGAGAACGAACUGGUUCCGGGAAUUCAAGCGGCCGAGUUCCAGCAACGACGAGAGCAAGCUGUGGACCUCCUGCCCCCUAACUCGAUACUCGUCCUCAACGCUUCCGAGGAAAAGUACUCGUCCCACGACAUCCCGUACGAUUUCCGACAAGACUCCCACUUUUUGUACCUCACGGGCCUCGACGAACCUGACGCUGUCGCAGUGCUCAAGAAGAAUGCCGACUCGACCUCCGAGUACAUUUUGUUCGUACGUCCCCGGGAUGCCCACAGCGAGCAGUGGGACGGCCCUCGCACCGACGUUGAGCUGGCUACGACAAAAUUUCUCGCGGACGCAGCUUUCACUGUAGACGAAUUCGAAGGGAAGUUGCUGUCGAUGGCCGCGCCGGACACGCAAAUCUGCUUGACUGCCCCCGUCCAAGGACGGUAUCCCCAGCGAUUCCUCCAAGCGUCACGUACAAUUGCACAGACGCACCAAUUUCAGAUGGCCGACGCACUCCUGGACUCACUGCGAGUAAUAAAGUCUCCUGCUGAAGUGGCCAAAAUGAAGGAGGCUGCGGACAUUGGAGUCGAUGCGUUUUGCUCGGUCAUGGCAUCGUGCGCUCCAGGGCAGCUGGAACUUGCGCUCGCGGGUCAUUUCGAGGCCAAGUGCCGCGCACGAGGCGCACCUCGCAAUUCGUUUCCGUGUGUGGUGGGGGCCGGCGCGAACGGGUCGGUUAUCCACUAUCUGUCAAAGAGAAGCAUGUUGAAGCCACACGAACUCGUCCUCAUGGACUCGGGCUGUGAAAUUACAGGCAACUACGUGAGCGACAUCACGCGAACGUGGCCCAUCGAUGGCCGCUUCACGACUCCCCAAGCCACAUUGUACAGUCUCAUCUUGGACGUGCAACUGCGUUGUUUGGAGGUACGAGGCGGUCGAUUCCCCGAGUUGAGCAUGAUUCCUCGUGGUCGUAGCGACUCAAGCUCGCCAUGGAGCGCAAAUCCACGUUGACGCUGGACGAACUGCACCAUUAUUCGGUGGGCUUGCUCGGGCAGGGCAUGAAAGACUGCGGCAUCAUUCCAGCGACUGUCAGUCUCAACUCGACCGAGUUCAACCACCUCUUCCGAAGCUACAACCCGACGCACUUGAGCCACUACCUUGGCAUGGACGUCCACGACACCCCGCGGUUUUCCCGAUCGUCGGCGUUGCGGCCAGGCAUGGUCGUGACGGUGGAGCCAGGGAUUUACUUGCCCAAGCACGAUACGAGGGUGCCUGCCGAGUUUCGAGGAAUUGGCAUUCGAAUCGAAGACGACGUGUUGGUACGUCACUUGCAACUCGAUGCAAAUGCCUUGAGAGGAACAGCUCAUGCUGUGGAUAGAUCACUGAAACGGGGAUCGAGAUUCUGACCAGCCGUGUCCCCAAGACCAUCGACGCCUUGGAGGGAUUCGUCGGGUCCGCCGCCGUGUAAAGAGUCAGCGAACACACGAACAAACAAACGAACAAUAGCCACGUAGACAGCGUGAGGAUAGUGCUAUUUUUUUCAAGUCCAACGAUCGACGCCCUCCUGCGAGCAUCAUUGCCUCUUUCGAUGGAAGUGGCCGCGCUCAGC
Aphanomyces invadans is the source of this 1750-nucleotide messenger RNA. RefSeq lists its product as hypothetical. Bases 46 to 1152 code for a protein of 368 amino acids. The transcript has 3 exons. Gene Ontology annotation, cellular component: mitochondrion. Lineage: Eukaryota; Oomycota; Saprolegniomycetes; Saprolegniales; Verrucalvaceae. Gene Ontology annotation, molecular function: metalloaminopeptidase activity; manganese ion binding. The record is from RefSeq and is a predicted model, not a curated record.